GCGUCCGCCGGCGCGCGUCAGUCAGUCGGGGCCCUGGGCUGACGUGGUUGGACCUGCUGUGCCCUGUGCCAGUGCCCCGGCUCCCGCUCGUUCUCUUCGGAGCGCCCGGCACUUAGCAACCCCGGGCCAGAGCCUAGCUGGGCCCGCCGGCCGCAGCGCCCUCCCUCCGGCGCCAUGUCGCAGAGCGGGACCCCCGGAAUGCAGGAGGAGAGCCUGCACGGCUCCUGGGUGGAGCUGCACUUCAGCAGCAACGGGAGUGGGGGCAGCGUGCCCGCCUCGGCCUCACUGUACAACGGAGACAUGGAGAAGAUCCUGCUGGACGCCCAGCACGAGUCUGGACGGAGCAGCUCCAAGAGCUCCCACUGCGACAGCCCGCCUCGCUCUCAGACUCCACAAGACACGAACCGCGUGUCGGAGACAGACAGCCACAGCACUGGGGAGAAGAACAGCUCCCAGUCUGAGGAAGAUUACAUUGAGAGAAGGCGGGAAGUGGAAAGCAUCCUGAAGAAGAACUCGGACUGGAUAUGGGACUGGUCCAGUCGGCCGGAGAACAUCCCCCCCAAGGAGUUCCUGUUCCGGCACCCGAAGCGCACGGCUACACUCAGCAUGAGGAACACGAGCGUCAUGAAGAAGGGGGGCGUCUUCUCGGCCGAGUUCCUCAAAGUCUUCUUGCCAUCCCUGCUGCUCUCGCACCUGCUGGCCAUCGGGCUGGGGAUCUACAUUGGGCGGCGGCUGACCACCUCCACCGGCACCUUCUGACGCGGAGCUAGAAACGGCGCUUCUCACGGGGAGCGGGGCCCUGGGGGCCAGGCCGGCGGAGGCGCCGCCCUGGUCCUGGGGGUUUGGCCGCCCUGUGGGUCUGCUCUGUGAAUGCCGAGUGCCUGGUGUCGUGAGGGGAGGGCGGCGCUGCGGACCCGCCCCCCGUGCCUGCGGGAGCGGUCAGCGAGCAUGUCGCGCUGACCCUGCUGAAGUGACCGGGUGGCAGUGUUCUUCGAUGUUAUAAAUAGCCGAGCGUAGAUGAUUCCACCAUGCUAGUCAGGACGUACGUAGUGUUGUAGUAAAAUGACCCGUGACCUUAACCAGUUACGAUUCGCCCUGCUCUGAAAGACGAGUACUGUUGUGACUUCAAUGACUCCAGAAAGGGUUCAUCCCAAACGAACAGGGCCUGUGUCCACGCCGCCGUAGGAGACCCUGGGUGUGGCUGUGUGGGGUCCGGGGCCCACGGCAGGCUCUGUGUGGCACAGACGCUGGCCUGUGUGCUGGGCAGGGUGGUGGCUGUUAGUGACCACACGGGGACGUGCCUGGACACCUGCUGAGUACCUUCCUCGUUUCCACGUUAGGGGCUGGGUUGAGGCUUUUGUGUUCGUGUCUGCGUGCUGAGAGUCGGUUCCCUUCUAAGCAUCUGUGUCUACUUUACAAGACUGGAAAUACAAAAAAUAAAUCUUUGCCAAACCCUUCA
Artibeus jamaicensis (Jamaican fruit-eating bat) is the source of this 1459-nucleotide messenger RNA. RefSeq names its product BCL2 interacting protein 3 (gene BNIP3). The record is from RefSeq and is a predicted model, not a curated record. Gene Ontology annotation, cellular component: mitochondrial envelope; nucleus; mitochondrial outer membrane. Lineage: Eukaryota; Metazoa; Chordata; Mammalia; Chiroptera; Phyllostomidae. The transcript has 6 exons. Bases 175 to 759 code for a protein of 194 amino acids. Gene Ontology annotation, biological process: positive regulation of apoptotic process; mitochondrial outer membrane permeabilization.